Molecule: messenger RNA, 405 nt
Organism: Drosophila virilis
Lineage: Eukaryota; Metazoa; Arthropoda; Insecta; Diptera; Drosophilidae
Source: RefSeq, a predicted model, not a curated record
GAAUGUGUCCACAUCUAUUGCGUAUCCAGCCACCCGCUCGAGAUGUGGCGACCCCGUAAAUUCUUUGUAUUCGACGUUGAGGUGCUCCGCAGGGGUCGCUUGGUGGGCGCACUCAUCAUGAGCUAUGCCUGGAUGUUGAUGAUCUAUGCGCUGAUCAAUACAAAGCCAAAUUAUAUAACACCAUGGUUAAUACUUAAUACCUUGAUGCUGGCUCUGGAUUUCCUUGUUUGGCUGGUCGAGGUGCUUACCGGUCGGCUGACACUUCAUUUGAGUGCGGUUUAUCCAAUGAUCCGGCUCUUCUGCACCCUGGCCCUGGUCAACUGCAUCAAGACGGUCUUUGAGAACGCCAUCAAACAUAACAUGGGUGGACACCCUAAGUGUGUUUGGCAAGGAAUCGAUAUUUAG